Messenger RNA from Enhydra lutris kenyoni (northern sea otter), 1656 nucleotides. Its product is annotated as histone-lysine N-methyltransferase SETMAR. Gene Ontology annotation, molecular function: zinc ion binding; histone H3K9 methyltransferase activity; protein binding. The record is from RefSeq and is a predicted model, not a curated record. NCBI's taxonomy places the organism in Eukaryota, Metazoa, Chordata, Mammalia, Carnivora, Mustelidae. Gene Ontology annotation, cellular component: nucleus.
AUGGCGCGAAAUGUCCAGGAAAGCUGUAGAAAGGUGCCGUGCGAGAUGGCAGCGAUUGAGGCCCCUAUUGAGCGGCUAGAUGUCGCGCGCGGUUUGGAGAACGUGCCUGUGAGCGCGUGGCCCCCGGGGGCAGAGCCAGAGCCCUUCCAGUAUACUCCUGACCAUGUAGCUGGACCUGGAACAGACGUUGAUCCCACACAAAUAACCUUUCCUGGAUGCAUUUGCCUCAAAACUCCCUGCCUCCCUGGUACUUGCUCCUGUCUCCGUCAUGGGGAGAACUAUGACGAUGAGUCACGCCUUAUAGAUGUAGGAUCCGAAGGAAAGUGCGCCAAGCCAGUUUUUGAAUGCAACAUCCUGUGCCAGUGCGGUGACCACUGCAGGAACAGAGUGGUCCAGCGGGGUCUGCAGUUCCAACUCCAGGUGUUCAAAACGGACAAAAAAGGCUGGGGACUCCGUACCUUGGAAUUGAUACCAAAAGGACGGUUUGUCUGUGAAUAUGCUGGUGAAGUUUUGGGAUAUUCUGAAGUACAGAGAAGAAUUCAGUUACAGACAAUACACGAUCCAAAUUACAUUAUAGCUAUCAGAGAACAUGUUCACAGUGGGCAGGUCAUAGAAACAUUUGUCGACCCUGCCCACAUAGGAAAUAUUGGAAGAUUUCUCAACCAUUCUUGCGAGCCAAACCUGCUGAUGAUUCCUGUCCGAAUUGACUCAAUGGUACCAAAGUUGGCACUUUUUGCAGCCAAAGACAUUUUGCCCGAAGAAGAACUCUCUUAUGACUAUUCAGGCAGAUUUCUUAAUCUAAUGGACAGUGAAGACAAAGAAAGGCUAGAUCCCGGGAAAAUAAGAAAACCUUGUUAUUGUGAUGCCAGAUCAUGUGCUGCUUUCCUGCCUUAUGACAGUUCACUCUUCUGCCCCUUAGAAAAACCAAACAUCAGUUAGGAGCAAAAGCAUGGGAGGAGUGCAUUAGGCCUCUCCCAGUGGGUGACAGUGAGAAGGAACUGAAGGGGUUUGGCUCAGCCCCUUCCCAGAUCCUCUCUUACAAGCACUUUAGCCUCUGGGUAAGGCUCUGCUCUGUGUUAAGCGCUUGUGUUUCAUUAUAGGGAAGGGUGGUGGUUGUCGGGCUCCACCUCUGGUUGCAGAAGUUUAACUCAGGAAUACAGCACAGGCUAUGAAUCGUCUAGCAAUAUCCAUUCUCCCUUUCUACAGUGGAAUUCUCAGUUUUUAGCUGGGUACUUUUCCUAGUUAGAUGUGGCUAAGUGACUAUGUACUAGCUAAUGAGACAGAAGCAAAAAAUGGUGUGUCUUUAAAUGGAAACAUGUUUCCUUAUCCCACUCUUCCUGUUGGCUAGAGCAUCUGCAUAUAGCUGGAGCUGGGGCAUCCAUCCCAAACCCCAAAAUUACCCUAGAAAAGGAGGCCAUUCAUAAAAUGAACAAACUUAACAGGAGACUGAGUGCCAAACACUCUGGAACUCUGUCAUUCCUGAUCUGAUACCUCUGGACUUUUAGGUGAAAGUCCCUUGUUUAUGCCACUAUUAUUGUCAGUUUUCUAGCACUAGCACCAAACCUCAUAAUGAUUCAAGGAAAUCCUGUGGCUACAUACCGAAGCCUUGCUUUCCAAUUAAUUUAAUCAGUAAUAAAGUUGAUAUUUUCAUCUUCA